AAGAUGUAAGUAGCAAGCCGCAGGAGGAGGAAAGGAUAGGGCUAGCUGCCCUAGGGAAAGUCAGGAAAAAUUUAAUCGAACUAGGACAGGAUUUAGCAAAUUUAUUGAGAAAGUGAAUAGAGGUAGAAAAAGGGAGAAAGUCGAGAAAAGUGUAUAGAGACAGUCAAAAAAAAGGUGUAGAUAGUCAAGGGAAACAGCAGGUCGAGAGUUAAAUAACAGGCUAUUUUUUUCUCAAUCAUUUCUAUAGCGUUGGUGGUUCAGCAGUAAAACUUUUGCCUACAACUCGGAAGACUAUGGUUCGUAUCUCAGCCUUGGCACCUAUAGACUAAAAUGUAUUUCGAUUAUAAUUCAAAUGCUGAUAUGUUUUGCCGGGAGAGAUACGGUUAGUUAGUGUUUGUUUAGGAUAUAAACUGAACGUAAUUCAAAUGCUGAUAUGUUUUGACGGGAGAGAUACGGUUAGUUAGUGUUUGUUUAGGAUAGAAACUGAACGUUUUAAUAGAUGGUUUAGGUUAAAUUGAAAGACCAAUCCAUUCUAAAUAAUAGCGGGGCGAUGUCGUUGGAAUACGCUGUCUUGCCUAAAUAGCCCUCUGGAAUAACGUAUUGGGAAUGGAGUCGUAUUCAAAAUGCUGAAUCAUAGAAGAGACAGUUACCUAAAUCUAAUGAAUUCUAAAUAAUAACGAAGAGAUAAUUACGAUAGAGUUGUGCCCAUUGAAAUGUUAUUAUUCUUAUGGAUUGACUGACAUACGUUAUAAAUUUAGCGAAGUGCAUGGUACGUUUACAUUUUGGAGUAAAAAGGGGAAUGAAAGCUUAGUUGGUUUCAGGAACUAAGGUGUUAAACACGGAAACAUUGCCCAGAAAUUAUUCUGCACAAUCAGGUCGAAAGAGUAGCAUUGACUAGUGCCUGUGAAAUAAGAAAGGAGAGAAAGGUUACUGUUUAAAUAGACAAGCACAUAUACAUCUAAGAACAUACAAAGCAGCACAGAUAACUCUUAAAGUAGAUAAGACACUUGACAGAGAAUUGAUACAGGAUAGACAUGAACGGACGCCCAAGGAGGAAUUGGACAUGUGGAGAACGAAAGGGGCGCUCCUACAUGAUAAUGUCAGACAUAAGGAUAAUUUACUAAUCUUACCUAAGUCAUUGUUUAGAGAUGCGGCAAGGUUGUUACCUGGGCAGAGCCAGGUAUCAAAAGGGGGAUGGGUAGUUGUUGGGUAGUAGUGGCCUAGGAUAGGACAGGGCCUAGGGGGGCCUAGGAUAGGACACUUUGUGGCCUAUUGGAUAAUAAACUAAUUCAAAAAAAUAAAAAAUCUAGCUAACAAGUAGGCAUAGAAGUUGAAGAUAUAAUCAGAUAGAACAAAUGAGAAACUGUUUGUUAACCAAACCUGUAUGUCCAAGAUUUUAUGCACUACAGGUGAACUACAGGGGAAGGUGAUUUACUCAAUCCAGUCCCCGAGGAGAAUAGAUGGGAAGCAGCCCCGUUGGGAGGGGCCAUACCAAGUACUCCUGGUGACACCCUUCGCAGUGAGGAUAGCUGAAGGAGAUACCUGGGUGCAUAUCACACAUUGCAGGAGGAGUCAGAGAUCUUAUGCGAUCUGGAGUUGUCAAACAGUCUGACAAGCCCAUUUGGUAUGAUGUACACAAGACCUUUCCACCCAUGAAGGACCCACUUUAUGUCAGACCAGUGGCCAAGACAUAUGGGAAGAAAGAAGAGGCUGUGCCAGACAUCUUCUACAGAGAGGAUGAAAUCAGAGCGAAAUUGUAUGAGGUGUAUGGAACAGGGCCCGGAGCUUUUGAUCUCUCCAAAUCCAGCUUUGUUUCAACAUGCCAAAGGUUUGUGGAGAAGUACACAGAGUUCGAGAGCCAGGGAGAUCUGGAGAAACAGUCCCUGUUUGAGGAGACUGGGAAGGCUCUGCUUGCUGAGGGCUUGGGGUUGAGGAGGAGGGGUAUUCCUGCAGUGGCGUCAGAGACCAGGAAUCCAGUGUUGGGCAUGAAGCUGACAGACAUGCUGGCAGAACAGCAGGCAGAUGCACCUGGCGGAACACAGGCACCAGGAAAAGAGAAGCCAACACAAGCACCAUUGAAUCCACAGUAGGCCUCUGCAGCAUGGCUUCAACCACACUCUUCACCUAGAUGGAACCAAUCAUCCACCUCCACUGACUAAAAAGGGGACUUUCAGUAUCUGUCCAACACUAGACAUACUCCUCAGUCCAGACUUUCUGAACAAUGUGGAUUAACAAGAAAGACUACUUGUUAUGGGUGUGCCUGGGCAGCUUUCACGACCGUCCGUCUUGACUGCAGGGUUUUGUGUGUUGGUGUGUAGGAGUCCAAGUUAUUGUACAUUUUUGGGCUGGAAACUUGUAAGAUUGAUGUUCUGCAUAAGGCUGUAAAUGUAUAUUGUGUGUACAUACAUGCACUGUACGUCCAACUGGUUACGUUGCAGUCUGUUUUCAGACUUACGACAGGCCACCCCUGUUGAUAUGAUAUGAUGAUCAAUUAGCAUUGUGAGUGAUAGGUAAAGUAACUCUAUAUUCUAGAAUGAGGCCUCUUUUCCUUUUUUCCUCUGCCGCUCAUCCUCUGUUAUGUUUCCAUCACGCUGCAGAACAUUCAUGCAAGACAAGCAGGCUGUGAGUGAAAGUUGAUAUUGCAUUCUCCAUUUGCUGCUGUGACAGUGUAAUUCGGUAGUGCCUGCCUGCCUGAGCAUCUGGAAUGAAAUGGAGAUAUUAAUGCCGUAUUGCUUCACAGAGAAGUACCACUGAUCACAUAACCACAUCAGCUGACUGGAGAUGAGAAUGUGAGUAAAGAAGCAUCACAGGUGCCAUAUUAAAAGAAAUGCAAGGUAACAUCUGUGGAAGGUAUUCCACCAGAUAGGAAAGGUUUGACAUCAACACCUAUACACUGAAUGAUUAAGAAUGAAACUAUACAAAACUAUAUUUUAUGUUAGUGUCUACUGCCACAAUUCAAAUAAGCCCCGCGUCAACAUUGCAUCCAGUUCUGAACAUAAUCUUGGCAUAUAUGUAUUUUUCAAUACGUAUCUCAAACUACCAGAAUAACAUUAAACAGUAACCAGUCAUUAUAACUUCUGCAGGUUACCCUUUCUCUUCUCUCUAAUCAGGAUAAUCAUCAUUCUUCCUGUUCUCACCACUUGUAGAGGCAUUGAUCCACUAUAUGACCUAGCAGCCCUGCAGUUCAACUGCCAUUUGAAAAUAAAUCUAAAGAGGGCUUAUAUCUAGAGCCUUGGCUUUGAUGUGGAACAGCACUGGUCGGGGUUAUUUGCUCUGGAAAAAGCUAGCAUCCAUGAGCAUAUUCACAGUACCACAGUUCCCCCUUCUCUUUCCUCCAUCGUCUUUUCAAAAAGAUGACCUUGGCGGUGUUUCUCAUUAUCAGCUGUCUUUCUGUUUAUCGAAAGGGAAAACUGUCCGUCUCACAGUCUAUUCUGCGCUCGCACAGAGAGGAGAAAUGAUAUCAACACCAUAAUGGAAUGGGUGAUUGUCUGCACACAGUCAAAGCGAAAGCAAUUCUUUGGUGUAUGGAUGGCAAGACUGUCUGAGGGCCUAAUGAACAGGAGGGAGGGAUAGAAUUGGGGAGAGAUGUAGAGGAGGGAAAGAAUCGGGGAGGAGGGAGAGAGUCAAGUUUGGAAUGAGACAAACAAUCUUUGUCUGCCGUGUCCACAGGCUGAGGGGAGAAACAGACACAUAGUGGGGUGUGUUGGCAAAACCUGUGGCUUGACGCAAUCCUUAAAGGUGUUGAUUUUGCACUGUUUUCCUUUAUCUUAACUGUUAAAUAAUAUAUACUGAACAAAUAUGUAAACUAUUUCAAAUAUUUUACUGUUACAGUUCAUAGAAAGAAAGAAAGAAAUCAAUUGAAAUAAAUUCAUUAGGCCCUAAUUUAUGGAUUUCACAUGAAUGGGCAAUGGCCACUUUGGAACCAGGCCCAGCCAAUCAGAAUGGGUUUUUCCCCACAAAGGGCUUUUUUACACACAGAAAUACUCCUCAGCACCCCCACCCCCUCCUCAGAUGAUCCCGUAGGUGAAGAAACCGGAUGUGGAGGUCCUCGGCAGGCGAUGUUGCACGUGGUCUGUGUUUGUGAGGCAGGUUGGAUGUACUGCUGAAUUCUCUAAAAUGAUGUUGGAGGCUUACAUUUUCUGGCAACAGCUCUGUUGGACAUUCCUGCAGUCAGCAUGCCGAUUGCAUGCUCCCUCAACUUGAGACAUAUGUGGCAUUGUGUUGUGACAAAACUGCACAUUUUAGUGGCCUUAUAUUGUCCCCCAGUACAAGGUGCACCUGUAAUGAUCAUGCUGUUUAAUCAGCUUCUUGAUAUGCCACACCUGUCAGGUGGAUGAAUUAUCUUAGGCGAAGGAGAAUUGCUCAUUAACAGGGAUGUAAAAAAAAAAAUUGUGCUCAAAAUUUGAGAGAAAUAAGCUUUGUGUGUUUGAAAGUUUUCUGCAAUCUUUUAUUUCAGCUCAUGAAACAUGGGAGCGACACAUGUUGCGUUUAUAUUUUUGUUAAGUAUAGUUUCUGUAGAGGGGUGGGUGAGCAUGUAGCCUGCUGAAUAUUCUGACAUGCUUUUUUUAUGUGUUGCAUGCUUGCGUUUGUAAGUUCCAGGUGGAGAAAUGUGAAGAGCAAUCUUCGUUUUAAGAUGGAAUUAAUACAAUGAACUUUACGAUGGAGGCCUUUAAAAACUGGAGAAACACUGUCUGCGUAAAUGACUUCUUGGCAGCACCCCCAAGAUUUCUCUAUUUCUUUCAAAGUGUAUUUUCAGGCAGGUAAUUAACUUUUCUCCUGCCAGACUCCUGGCAAGGAUCUCUGGAUACAAAUGAUUCCAAUUGAGCAUGGGCUGGAAUUUAAUUGAUCAAAAUGCCAUUCUCUCUGUCACUGGAGUGUGAGCGUGGAUAACAUUUUACUGCUUCUGGCAUAGAUUUCUAAAGAAGCACCAUUUUUGGGCUGUGGAGGAGAGACUAGAUGCCAACAACAGCAUUUAAGGGUGAAUUCUGUAUGUGAAAAAUGUUUGGGCUGAGUGUGCUGUGCUAGGGCAGUGUUCUGUGUAUUUGUAUAUUCUGUGUAUAUGUACACCUGGCUGGUUGUCAAUAUGGUCAGUGAUAGAAAAUAAAACAGAAUUAAUUAAA
Molecule: messenger RNA, 5120 nt
Organism: Oncorhynchus kisutch (coho salmon)
Lineage: Eukaryota; Metazoa; Chordata; Actinopteri; Salmoniformes; Salmonidae
Product: 28S ribosomal protein S23, mitochondrial-like
Exons: 5
Coding region: 1584-2090 (168 amino acids)
Biological process (GO): translation
Cellular component (GO): ribosome; mitochondrion
Molecular function (GO): structural constituent of ribosome
Source: RefSeq, a predicted model, not a curated record